AUGUAUUGUUUUGCUUACUCUUUAAUCUUCAGUUGCGGCAAUGGUGUACAGUACCCAGUGAGUUCUAGGGCAGCACAACAGCCGCGGAAUUCGCGUAGCACGGGUAAGAUGGGAGCAGAGCCGGAUUAUCAUGGAACACUAGACUUGUUACGCAUUUUGCGAUUGAGAUUGACAAUGGCAGUAGUUUUUGUUUUGCGCGUACUUGGCAGUGGUGUGAUAUUCUAUCCGAAGAAUUUCCGGCAUGAAAGAAGAAGUCUUUUGCUCAGUGAUUCCGACGAGAGCGACGAUGCAGCGCUUUGUGAAGUGUGA
Messenger RNA from Gongylonema pulchrum, 309 nucleotides. NCBI's taxonomy places the organism in Eukaryota, Metazoa, Nematoda, Chromadorea, Rhabditida, Gongylonematidae. The record is from the annotation of a GenBank genome assembly.